CAAAUAUCUCAACCCAGUUUUCCCAACUACCAAAUUUCAGGCAUCAACAAGCAAACACCACCACCAUGUCAAAGAGGUGGACCCCCGAGCUCGACUCAAUCCUCCUCCACGGCGUCUUCGAAGAAUGCCAGAUCUCCUUCGGCAAAGCGCUCUGCGAGAAGAUUGCUGGACGCGUCCGCGCCACUGGAAUUGAGGGCUUCGCCGAAUGCACACCCAAAGCCGUCGAGAACCGCCUCUACUCUUGGAAGAAGAAGAACGUGAGUACAUCCACCAGCAACGGCGAGACUCCUGCGUCCACUCCCAAGAAGGCAGCCACGAAGCCAAAGAAGGAGCCUGGAACAUUGAAGUCUCCUAGGGCAAAGAAGGGUUCGGGGAAGGAGAAGGCCGAUGAGGAGGAGGCGGGUGAUGAGGAGUUGAAGAGUCCGUCGCAGGGUCGUAAGCGUGCGAACGAGAGUGAAGAGAGGGGUGAGGAGAAGAAGGUUAAGAUUGAGCCGAGUGAUGUUAAGGAGGAAGAUGUUUGA
Molecule: messenger RNA, 521 nt
Organism: Macroventuria anomochaeta
Lineage: Eukaryota; Fungi; Ascomycota; Dothideomycetes; Pleosporales; Didymellaceae
Exons: 4
Coding region: 66-521 (151 amino acids)
Source: RefSeq, a predicted model, not a curated record